CGCCUUCUCCCCGAGCUCUCAAAUCUCAUCCAGGCAACCUUCGCCCCAAAAGCGCUUCUCCGCGCCGAGGCACCAAUAUAUCAACAGUGUUCGAGUCGAAGCUCGAAUCUGCCAUCGACUGUAUUCAGGAGGUUCAGCGUGAUUGGAUUGUGAACGAUGGAGAACGAUGUUCCGCUGCAGGAGAUCAUGUUGGAAUUUCGUGCAGGUAAGAUGGUCCUCGAUGGUACAAGGGUGGUACCAGAUACCAGGAAAGGGCUUGUUCGUAUAGGAAGGAGUGAGGAGGGAUUAGUUCACUUCCAGUGGAUUGAUCGAACCCAGAACGUCGUUGAAGAUGAUCAGAUCAUCUUCCCAGAUGAAGCUGUUUUUGAGAAGGUGUCUCAAUCCUCUGAAAGGGUGUAUAUUUUGAAGUUUAGACAUGAUAAUAGGAAGAGCUUCUUUUGGAUGCAGGAGCCAAGAGCUGAUGAGGACUCACAAAUAUUCACCUCCGUCAAUUGCUACAUUAACCAACCUUUAGAUCUAAUGGGAGAAGAUGAGGCUGAAGCUUCAGUUCCACCUCAAAUGUCUGACAUGUCUGACAAUACAGUGGAGGAUGAUUUUUCAUCCAGAGCUGGAAACCUGGUUGAUCAAAACAUAGCUGGUGAAUUAGGUGGAGAAGUAACCUCCUCUGCCAGACCUGUGCAGUUGGCAGACCUGCAGAGGAUUUUAAGAAGCAUUCAGCCAGCAGAUGCUAUUGAAGAUCCUGAUGCAGGGUUGGGAUUGGGUGACAUUUUAAAGCCUGAUUUGGUCUUGCCUCUAAUAGAAACAUUGCCAAUUGAACAACAGUUGGCACAAUACUUGCCUGAGGGUUCCUGGAGUCCUGCUGAUCUCAUGGAACUGUUGCAGAGUCCACAAUUCCGUCAACAAGUAGACACAUUUACCCAUGUGCUUCGAACAGGACAGAUAGAUCUGUCGCAGUUUGGAAUCAACCCGAGUAAAUACAAAUUCACCGUCCUGUCUUUCCUCGAGGCUCUCGAAGACUCGGUGGCAAAAUCAUCGGAGGCUGCAGGGUCCAACUCGGCGCAAGAUGAGAGCAAGGAUUCCCAGUCGCAAAGGUGUGGUAGAGGUGACGCCAUGGACGAAAGCUGACAGCACCAGUUGCUGGUGAUGGGCAACAUGUUUCUUAUGUUUAGCUAGAAUCUGGGCAAUUUUGCUUUGUUUAAGUGGGAAAUGCAUGUGAAAAUUGGAUGGUUCAUGAUGAUUGUAACAUUUUUCUUUAAAAAAAACAUUGAUUAAGUUGCAUUCAACAAUAAACUGUCAUUUAUAAAGCAUUUUAUA
Musa acuminata subsp. malaccensis (wild Malaysian banana) is the source of this 1314-nucleotide messenger RNA. RefSeq names its product 26S proteasome regulatory subunit RPN13. The record is from RefSeq and is a predicted model, not a curated record. Gene Ontology annotation, molecular function: endopeptidase activator activity; proteasome binding. Lineage: Eukaryota; Viridiplantae; Streptophyta; Magnoliopsida; Zingiberales; Musaceae. Gene Ontology annotation, cellular component: nucleus; cytoplasm; proteasome regulatory particle, lid subcomplex.